CAGAGAAAACGGAACCAUGAGCACAGCAGGAAAAGUAAUCAAAUGCAAAGCAGCUGUGCUGUGGGAGUUGAAGAAACCCUUUUCCAUUGAGGAGGUGGAGGUCGCACCUCCUAAGGCCCAUGAAGUUCGUAUUAAGAUGGUGGCCACAGGAAUCUGUCGCUCAGAUGACCAUGCAGUUGGUGGAACGAUUAUCACGCCUCUCCCUGCGAUCUUAGGCCAUGAGGCAGCUGGCAUUGUGGAAAGUGUUGGAGAAGGAGUGACUACAGUAAAACCAGGUGACAAAGUCAUUCCACUCUUUACUCCCCAGUGUGGAAAAUGCAAUGUUUGUAAACACCCAGAAGGCAAUUUCUGCUUGAAAAGCGAUCUGAACAUGCCCCGGGGAACCAUGCAGGAUGGUACCAUCAGAUUCACCUGCAGAGGGAAGCCCAUUUACCAUUUCCUUGGCAUCAGCACCUUCUCCCAGUACACAGUGGCGAAUGAGAUGGCAGUGGCCAAGAUCGAUGAAGCCUCACCACUGGAGAAAGUCUGUCUCAUUGGCUGUGGAUUUUCUACUGGUUAUGGGUCUGCAGUCAAAGUUGCCAAGGUCACCCAGGGCUCCACCUGUGUUGUGUUUGGCCUUGGAGGAGUUGGCUUGUCUGUUAUCAUAGGCUGUAAAACAGCAGGAGCGGCCAGGAUUAUUGGGGUGGACAUCAACAAAGACAAAUUUGCAAAAGCCAAAGAGGUGGGUGCCACUGAGUGCAUCAGCCCUCAGGACUACAAGAAACCAAUCCAUGAGGUGCUGAAGGAGAUGAGUGGUGGCGGUGUGGAUUUUUCAUUUGAAGUCAUUGGGCGGCUUGACACCAUGAUGGCUGCCUUGUCCUGCUGCCAAGAGUCAUACGGUGUAAGCGUCAUUGUAGGAGUAGCUCCUCAUUCCCAAAAUAUCUCUAUGAACCCCAUGAUGCUAUUGAGUGGACGUACCUGGAAAGGAGCAAUUUUUGGUGGCUUUAAGAGUAAAGAUUCUGUCCCUAAACUUGUGGCUGAUUUUAUGGCUAAGAAGUUUUCACUUGAUCCAUUAAUAACCCAUGUUUUACCUUUUGAACAAAUAAAUGAAGGAUUUGACCUGCUUCGCUCUGGAAAGAGCAUCCGCACCAUCCUGACAUUUUGAGGCCAUACAAAUGCCCUCAUUUGAAGCAGGUCUUUUGGCUCCUGCACCUUCUGGAACCAUCAGCCAAACAGCAUCAUUAUCUCUGUUCUUCAGGAAUGCGAUCAAUCAAUUAUACAUGAGAGCUUUCCAAAAGAAGCAAAAAUGAAAUGAAAUCCUUUUCUUUAAAAUCUCUUUUCAAGCAAAUGUUUAAAAUCCCAGAGAAAGCUGGAUACACCAUCAGCUGCAUAGUUGAGUCCAGUAAACUUUCCUUCUUAUUCAUUCUACUCCUGUUGAAUUGUGGCAUCUUUCCCAUUGAGGAAAAGUAGGUAUUUCUUGCACUUCUUGUAUCUUUGCUGCCCUAAGUCACUGAAACCCAGGGGAGCGGGUCCUCAUUACACUUGUCCCCCAACACACACAUGAUGAACUUCCACCCUUGAACUGUUCUAUUUCCACCUCUAUUUCCACUGUCUGUAUUUUCCUUUUUAUGAAAUGUACCCAAGCCCUAGGGGAAAUGCUAUCAUCUGAUAAGGAUACACUUAGAUUUACAA
Hyaena hyaena (striped hyena) is the source of this 1671-nucleotide messenger RNA. RefSeq names its product alcohol dehydrogenase E chain. The coding region runs from base 17 to 1144 and encodes 375 amino acids. The record is from RefSeq and is a predicted model, not a curated record. NCBI's taxonomy places the organism in Eukaryota, Metazoa, Chordata, Mammalia, Carnivora, Hyaenidae. The transcript is spliced from 9 exons. Gene Ontology annotation, molecular function: zinc ion binding; all-trans-retinol dehydrogenase (NAD+) activity. Gene Ontology annotation, biological process: retinol metabolic process; retinoic acid metabolic process. Gene Ontology annotation, cellular component: cytosol.